Daldinia caldariorum is the source of this 2795-nucleotide messenger RNA. Its product is annotated as glycoside hydrolase family 47 protein. The transcript has 3 exons. Gene Ontology annotation, cellular component: endoplasmic reticulum; membrane. Gene Ontology annotation, biological process: N-glycan processing; carbohydrate metabolic process. Bases 312 to 2450 code for a protein of 712 amino acids. The record is from RefSeq and is a predicted model, not a curated record. Gene Ontology annotation, molecular function: calcium ion binding; mannosyl-oligosaccharide 1,2-alpha-mannosidase activity. Lineage: Eukaryota; Fungi; Ascomycota; Sordariomycetes; Xylariales; Hypoxylaceae.
GUUAGCGGCACUCGACCUUUUCCUUUUACUACGUCCAAAGCUAACGGGGAAUUUCUUCCUACGUGCCUCUGCCUUUAAAUAGGCGAAUUGUAAAAUUACGGCACGGUGAGAAGAAGAAUGAUCAUAGAAUACCAGAUAUGAUCUUGUCAUUGUCAUCAUCUACUUGGGCUGUUUAGGCUAGACGUACUUCUAAUUUCAGUGCGCGCGCGUACGGAUUGCUCCUAGGCCCUCAGUGCGAGUCUGCGAGACGUCCAUCUCCAACAAGCUGCUACUACUAAUGCGUGUUCUUUGUCGCCGCUACAUCCUGCCCCAUGAAUGUACGCGAUCCCUUUGGUAUCCAUCGGAAGAACGCUCUAUCCAUUCUUAAAACAACCGUACCGCGCUCUGCCGUCACCUUUACCGAACGCGCCGUCGAGGCCAGUAUUAAUGCUCUCGAGAAGGGCAAGAAAGCCGUCGACGAUCUUGAUAUGUCAUUUACCGUCCCUAAAAAUGUUCCCUCGUUUACCAACCCGCAGAGGAUAGUGGAGGAUCACGUCUGGGGUAGCACUGCAGUCGCACGAGGUGGGAAGGGCUCGCAAACCAACAAAAACGCUGGAAUACUCGGCGGCGUGCAGGAUAAGGUUGGAAGCCUUUUCGACGAUCGAAAUUCUCUCCCCAUGUACAAGGACAAACCCUAUGCAUAUCCGCCCUCCUACCGAGCCAAGCCUCUGUGGCGGAGAAAGCGGAUAAUUGGUCUCGUACUGUUUGUUACCCUGCUAUUGUACUAUUUUGGUGCAUUCGGUCAUCAUCGUGAUACCGUCGUCGCUUCAACUCCCAUAUGGGCCUGGCUUACUGCAAGCUCCGAAUCGGGGAAGACUGCCGACUGGUUGAGGCGGAGAGAGCGCGUUGUUGAAGCUUUUACUCUAAGUUGGGAUGCUUACGAGCGAUAUGCCUGGGGCUAUGAUGAGUUUCACCCGAUAUCCAAAAAGGGUGUUCAGAUGGCUCCCGGAGGAAUGGGCUGGAUCAUCGUGGAUGCUCUGGACACUAUGAUUUUGAUGAAUCUUACCUCUCGUGUCACCCACGCGAGACAAUGGAUUUCAAAUUCCCUAUCGUACGAUCAAGAUCAAGAUGUUAGCACCUUCGAGACGACAAUACGUAUGCUAGGCGGUCUUCUCUCCGCUCACUAUCUGUCUAAUGAGUUCCCUGGGUUAGCACCCUUAUCAGACGAUGACCCCGGUGCGCCUGGAGAGGAUUUGUAUCUGGAGAAGGCAAAGGAUCUUGCUGACCGACUUAUGGCUGCUUUUGAUUCACCCUCCGGAGUCCCUUACGCCAGCGUGAACAUUGGCAAAUACAAAGGUAUACCAGCUCACGACGAAGGUGGCGCGUCAUCCACCGCCGAGGCAACCACAUUGCAGCUUGAGUUCAAGUACCUUGCUAAAUUGACCGGCGAGAAGUACUUUUGGGACAAAGCCGAGAAAGUAAUGGAAGUUGUUGAUAAUAACGGGGUCGAGGAUGGCCUAGUGCCUAUCUAUAUUUAUGCCACGGAUGGCACUUUCAGGGGUCAAAACAUCCGAUUAGGGAGCCGAGGAGACUCGUAUUAUGAGUAUCUCAUCAAGCAAUAUUUGCAAACUAAUAAGCAGGAACCAAUUUAUCUAGAAAUGUGGGAUGAGACUCUACGGGGAGUUCGCAAGCACCUUAUCACUUAUACUGAACCUUCUGGGUUCACCAUAAUUGGAGAGCGGCCGGAUGGUCUGAAGGGCGCCUUGUCCCCUAAGAUGGAUCACUUGGUCUGCUUCAUGCCAGGCACAAUUGCCCUUGCUGUCACGGGUGGGUUAACAGAGGCUGAAGCCAGAAAAAAGCCGACAUGGACAAAACAAAACGAGGCGGACAUGAAACUUGCCAGGGAGUUGAUGCAGACUUGCUGGGGUAUGUAUAAGUGGAUGGCUACUGGUCUCGCAGCCGAAAUCACAUACUUCAACAUUGCCAAUCCACCUGCUCCCGAGUCUGCUCCUCACCACCCGCCAGCUGAGUUUGAUCCGGACCCGCAGGCGGAGUGGCGGAAAGAUUACUCGGUUCACUCUAUGGAUGUUCAUAACCUACAGCGGCCGGAGACGGUAGAAAGCCUCUUUUACAUGUGGAGAAUCACGGGUGAUAUCAAAUAUCGAGAAUGGGGCUGGGAGAUGUUCAAGUCAUUCAUGAAUCACACGGCCGUGCCAGAUGGCGGGGGGUUCUCGAGUCUUUCGAAUGCAAACAAGGUCCCACCCAUAAUGCGAGACAAUAUGGAGAGUUUUUGGCUGGCGGAGACACUGAAGUACUUCUAUCUUCUCUUCUCUCCCACCGAUCUCCUUCCAUUGGAUAAGAUGGUCAUUAAUACAGAGGCACAUAUCUUCCCUCGGUUCGACAUGGGCCAGCUAUUUUCGACGGGGUGGAGGCGGAAACCGAGAGACGCAGACGGAAAGAUCAUUCAAUAAGUGAUGAAAAAAAAAAAAAUUGAGCAUAUAUACUGCUUAUAUCAUGUUUGCCUACUUUGAGGAGCAUCAUUGGCGUAGUGUAGAACUUGGGGGGUUUAACACCCUCGACAGCUGCCGCUUAAGUAUAUACCUACCUAGGUACCUUAUAUGGCACGCAUAAAUAUGUACAAACGUAUUACAGUGCUUAAUCCUAAGGCGAUAACGCAAGUGAUGCAUUAUUGACAUCAUGGUUGAGAUUAUAAACUGGACCUAAUUUGUACAUGGAGAACUACCUAAUACUUCACCACCGGUGUUUUUGAUGCCGUGGUACACAUAAAGAUGCAGUGCCGGCAUGUAAAAUAUCUG